Molecule: messenger RNA, 731 nt
Organism: Rhincodon typus (whale shark)
Lineage: Eukaryota; Metazoa; Chordata; Chondrichthyes; Orectolobiformes; Rhincodontidae
Product: zona pellucida sperm-binding protein 3-like
Exons: 5
Coding region: 68-556 (162 amino acids)
Biological process (GO): positive regulation of acrosome reaction; binding of sperm to zona pellucida; egg coat formation
Cellular component (GO): extracellular matrix
Molecular function (GO): acrosin binding
Source: RefSeq, a predicted model, not a curated record
CCAGAUACAGCAUCAUUGACGACAAUGGAUAAGGAGCUCUCUGCUUUCUCCAGCUGCUCCCAUCUCAAUGGCUUCUCUCCAUUCACCUCAUGGCCCUUUGUUCGCCUCCAGUUGCCUCCUGGACAGCAAAGCUGAGGACUCCUUUUCAACCUUUGUGUUGCCGAGAGACGAGCGGGAGCCAGACAAGCUCAGGUUUGACCUGGAUGCCUUGCGCUUCUAUGGAGAUGAGCGUUCCUUGAUUUUCAUCACCUGUCACCUGAAAGUUGCUGCAGUGGAUCAGGGAGAUUCCAGGAACAAAGCUUGUAUUUUCCAGAAGCUGCACAAGGUCUGGACCCCACUGGAGGAAUCAAACAGUGACAUUUGUGCCUGUUGCCAUGUGGGGAACUGUGGGAGCACAAGGGAGAUCCUCUUUCCCUCCAGAGGUAGGAGAGACUUUGGACCUGAACAUGAGAGUGAAGCUGGAUUGCAGUGGGAGGGUGAGGCCUCUCUCGGCCCCCUGCUCAUUCUGGAUCCUGAGCUGAUCAGCCUCGCAACUGAGCCCCUGACUGAGGUUUAGCAAAGGAUGCAGGAGAGGUCUCCAGGUGUGCAGUCUGAGCUGGUUGUGAUGGUGGCCCUGACAGUGACAGCUGCCUCCCUGAUCUCUGCUUCAUUGAUGGCCUUGUUCCUGUACAGGAAACAACAGCAGAUUCAACUAUUGUUGGAACAGUCCAAUAAAGCAGUGUUUCCUUGUC